GUCAUCCGUUAUAUUCAUCAAUGAUACCACGGCAAGUGUUUUGCAGUCACGGGAGGUGUUUCGAUGUAUUUAUCAAAGCUUCCGAGAAAAACCGAUAAAUUUAAUUAAUUGAUUAUUACACUAAUAUAAAUGUAAUUUUACUAGUAAUCGUGUUGCAUUAUCAAAGACGUAAAUAGUAGGUGAAGCUAUUGUUUAUUUGAUCACGCACGGUUCGUAUACGAGCUGUCAAUAUGCCAAUUUUAUACAGUGUGGUGGCUCGUGGAACAAUUAUACUAGCAAAGCAUGCUGCGUGUGUCGGAAACUUCGAGGAAGUAACAGCAAAAAUCCUGGCAAAGAUACCACCAGACAAUGACAAACUCACAUACUCACAAGGGCCUUAUCUGUUUCAUUACAUCUGCGAGGAUCACAUUAUUUAUAUGUGUAUUACCGACGAUGAUUUUCAAAGGUCUAGGGCAUUUUUAUAUCUCAAUGAAAUUAAAAGGCGAUUCUUGGCUGUUUAUGGACCAGGUGCUCAAACUGCCGUGGCAUAUGCCAUGAACACAGAAUUUGGUCGUGUUUUAGCCAACGAAAUGAAACAUUACAGCGAAUCCAAAGAUCUUGAUAGAUUGUCCAAAGUUCAUGGUGAAUUAGACGAACUUAAGGACAUCAUGGUACAAAAUAUUGAUAACAUAGCCAUGCGUGGGGAACGGCUAGAAUUACUCAUAAACAAAACGGAAAAUUUGUCUGUUAAUUCUGUCACGUUCAGGAAAACUAGCAGAAAUUUAGCACGGUCUUUAUUUUGGAAGAAUGUUAAAAUUUAUGUUAUUGUUGGUGCCAUUUUGAUCGCUGGAAUUUACGUGAUCGUCUCCAUAGCAUGUGGGGGUCUGGCUUGGCAAAAAUGUGUUGGAAAUUAAUUCUCACGUAUAUUCGGAAAGUACGUAACGUUUGUUUUUAAUAAACUUUAAAGAUUUAUCGUGUCGUAUUGACUCACAUCAUUUAGCUCCUAUAAAAUGCUCAUACAUGGUGCUGUUCGAUGUUUUUAGUAUUCGCGCGAUGUUUCAUGUACAUGUUUCGAACAUGUUGUCAUUUACGGUAAUAUCACCGAUUGGAAAACGUUACGAACUUUCCAAAGAAACCAGUACAAUAUACUAACAUUUAUAUACACAUAUACAUAUAUACAUACAUAGUAUAUGAUAAAAUCCAAAUGUCGAGUGAUCGCGGAUCAUAGAGAGAGAAAAAGAGAGAGAGAAAGAGAGAAAUGCAAAACCAAGUACGAGACUGAUGAAGAUCUUCGAGGUUACACAGGCAUCCUUACAUUGUUACAAUUUAGUUUUUUAUAUAAUGUGAGAACCAACAUAUAGGCUACGUUUAUCAGUGAUACUUACAUUACGAUCAUUUUAUAAGAAAUGUAACAUAGAUAUUUUCACUCUGUAGAUUAAGAUACUUGUACAUCUCGAUUUUAAUUUUUUUUCACUAAACUACGCAGCACGUGUUCUAUUUUGUCAAAAAGCAAAAAUAAAAACUGUUUUAUUGUUCA
Messenger RNA from Pseudomyrmex gracilis, 1516 nucleotides. It is a transcript of the gene Vamp7, whose product is annotated as vesicle-associated membrane protein 7. NCBI's taxonomy places the organism in Eukaryota, Metazoa, Arthropoda, Insecta, Hymenoptera, Formicidae. Gene Ontology annotation, biological process: vesicle fusion; exocytosis. Gene Ontology annotation, cellular component: membrane; SNARE complex. The record is from RefSeq and is a predicted model, not a curated record. The transcript is spliced from 6 exons. The coding region runs from base 231 to 893 and encodes 220 amino acids. Gene Ontology annotation, molecular function: SNARE binding; SNAP receptor activity.